AUGGACGCAUCUGCGUCUGUUCUCCACCCGCCUCCGCCGUCUGCAGCUGCACCCGCAAAUGCAAAGAUGGGGAGCCUCCUACACGUGAUGAAAAAUGCUCUGCCCAUGAACUUGGCUCCCGACGACUUGACUUUCGCGACUCCCAUGAGCGCAACUGAAAUCCUCACGUCUUCACUGUACCCCCGGAGUCCAGGUCUCGCCAUCGGUGGAGGAGCUGUCGAUUACACGGCAGCGAUGACUUCACCGACUUCCCCCAGCUCCAUGGUCGCGACGGCUCCAACAGCUAUUAUGACCUCGGACAACGACAACCCGCAAUGGGCGCAAUCCCCCCCGCUGCCGCUGGCACAAUCGAGUACGAACGACCAUGUUAAAAAGGGGGACAGCACAGCCCACGAGGGCGAGACGACACACCACAAGACGGUGGCUGGCCCAGGCAUCGAGGACGCUGAGAAGGAAGCUGGGAGUGGAGGUGGAAGCAAAGAUCAGGGUGAAUCCAAAGAUGCAGGCGGGGCUAUUCCCGGACAAGAAGAUCAUGUUGAUCAGGCCGAGCCAGCGCAGGAACAGAAUGGCGAACACGAUGUUACCGCGAACCAGCAAGAGCAGCCCGCCUCCGAUUUCAAUACAGUUGUCGACGCGGCACUUCGUCAGAACUUCGAGAAUCGGUCGCAAGUCGAGGCUGCGAUACCAGACUUCGUUGGUCAGAGUGGAUCAGAGGACUUCAAUAACUACCUUGCUGGUAUGGCGAUGAAUCCAUUUUACAAUUCCGCGCAACAAUUGCUGGCGCUGCAACAGAUGGGCCACAUGGCUAUGGAAUCCAAUUCGUCAAACAUGUACCUUGACCCUUCGCCGCACAUCCAUGAAGUAGAGGAGAAAAGCCAGAGCACACGCAUAUCGGCAUACGCAAAGCUAGAGUUUGCAGAUGGAGAAUUUUAUAUGAACACAUAUUCCAUCAUCCUCGGGCGUGAUGUGAGAGCUGCAAAGGAUGCAAUGCGCCGGGAACGAGAAGAACAGCGAAGAAGAUUAGCUGGGGAAGCACAAGCCCGGGAACCUCAUGCACCUAGGACCCCUCGAAUAAAACAGGAAGGCAGUCGAUACACGAAGUCUAUUGUGAGUGAAAGCGGCGGUAUUCUUCGCGACGGCAAUGAUUCCGAUGACGACAGUGGGCAUGAGGGACGCAAGAGUCGCAAGGGGGGCAAAUCGAGAAAAAGAUCCAAGUCCACCGGUUCCUCUCGAGUUGCAUCGCGCAGAAAUUCUAUGGCUCUUCCUAGUGUGAUCAAUACGUAUGAAGCUCAACAGGAUCAGCAAGCUCAGCAAGCGCCAGCCAGACGUGCUGUAACGGACAAUGCAAAACCCGUUGAUCCCGAAUCACUCCGCCCUUCUCCACAUGACUGUCCACUGGUGGCCAUUCAUCCUGCAUCCAAGAAAGGCGAGAUUGUACCUUUCAGCGCCUACAAAUCUAUAUCUCGACACCAUGUCAAGAUUGCCUUUAAUUCCAAAAAACACUAUUUUGAAGCGACUAUACUUGGGCGUAAUGGAGCAUUUAUAGACGAUAAGUUUUGUCACUAUAAGGCUGUGAAGGCUCUCAAAAGUGGAGCCACUUUGCAAAUUGGAGGUGUCGUUGUGGCCUUCAUCCUACCAGAUAUACCAGUUGGCCAAACUGGAGGGGAACAGCGGCCUGAGUACGAUGACAACCCAGUUACUGAUCGAUAUUCCGAAGGUGGCAAAGAAAUGAGUUUUGACUUUGAUGACGAUGGGCCUCGAGCUGGAGCUGAAAACGGUUCGAGCGAAGAGCUAUCUGGCGAGGUAGUGAGUGAUGAAGGUGAUGGGCCAGAAAGCCAGGAGAACACGCUCAAUCAUGCGCAGGAAGUAGAGGAUAAUGAAGAGGAAGAUCGAAGCGAUCAAUCUGGAAUCAUGGGGGAUGAUAGAGCGGGCACUGCUGGCCAGAAUCAACCGACCCAACAUGACCCAACUGCCCAGCCCAUGAAGAAACGGGGUCCUGGUAGGCCACCGAAGAAUGGUAUCAUGUCCAAGCGCGAACAGCAAUUGGCCAAGAAAGAAGCGCAGGCAAGAGAAAGAGAAUUGAAAGAGGGCGAGGCAGCAGCGAAACCACCUCUUCCCCCACCUGCAGUUCCGGGCAAAAAUAAAGUUGGACGACCACGAAAGCAUCCCAGACCAGACACACCUCCAGAACCACGCGAGAAGAGAAAGUAUACUAAGAGAAAACCUAAAGAACCCAAAGAAGGGGAUGCUAAACCAGAUGGCUCAGGCGGAGAUGAUCAACCCGCCAAGGAGAAAAAAGAGAAGAAACCCCCAAAGCCUGUUCGUUCCCCUUCACCGGUCUUGCGAGAAGAGGAUUUCACGCCAGAGCAGCUCCUCAAACCUACCGCAAAUUAUGUCACUCUCAUUCACGAAGCGCUUUCUAAUUCAGAAACUGGUCAAAUGUCACUACCUCAAAUAUAUCGUGCCAUCGGGCGUAAAUAUCCAUACUUCAUUUUGAAGGUCAGUACAACUGGUUGGCAGAGUAGUGUGCGACACAAUUUGUCCCAGCACCCUGCCUUUGAGAAAACUGAACGAGAUGGCAAAGGUUGGAUGUGGGCUAUCGUCGAAGGCGCGUCUAUUGAGAAAGAGAAGAAGAAGCGAGCCUCACCACCUCCACAAAAUCCGGGCAUUCUACCCCAACAACCGCCAUUCUAUCAGCCUCAUAUCAUACCAUAUGGUAUGAUGGCUCCGCCUCCCGGCUUUGCACCACAUCAGAUGCCACCCAAUUACCAGGGCCAUCCAGGUCCACAUCCUCAACACCCGGGGUAUAUGGGACCUCCUCAUGGACACCCGAUGAAUGGACACCCUGUUCCCGCCGGCAUGCAUCCACAGAUGAACCCGCUCAAUUCUCAGCCUCCUCCGUUCAUACAAGCACCAUUGUUGCCACCGAAUGGAAGCGAGUAUAAUUCACCCUAUGCAAAUAAGGCGCCAGCAACUACUGCUCAACCACCAAGUCAUAAUCAGACUUCCCAUACAAAUCCACAGUCCAAUCCACAAUUGAACCCACCACCUAACCCACCAUCGAAUCCACAACCAGUUCAACAGCCGACUCAGCAACCCGAUCCACAAACUAGCGCACAGACAACCCACCAGUUGAAUCGCCAACCACCAAAUCAACAAGUGGAUCAGCAGCGACAUCCUAUUACCCACCAAGCUCCUGCUCAUACACAGCUUCAUACCACUCCUCUGGUACCUACGACCACAUUUCAGCAUUCUGUGCCCACGAGCACUCCAGCCCGUCAGCACUCACCAACCCCGGAAGACUUUAGAAAUGCUGUUGAGGGUUCUCCUCAACUCAAGGCAGCUGUUGAGAGGUUCAAAACAUCGCUUCUAGGUUCGCUUAGGGAUACGUCCCCUAAGGACACUCCAAUCGGUGCUUCAGAAGCCAUCGUGAACUCGGCGGUCAACAGAGUGCUAGGCUACUCAGAUAAGACAUCUAAUCCAGGGGAAGGAAGGGAGGAUUUGAUCAUGAAAGCUUUCAAACGUAUGUUGGUCGAUAAUUUACCAAAGGUGACCGACGCAACAAAGGUCACAGGGCCCAGCCGUGACCAAAACAAUCGGUAUGCGUCGCCUCAGCCUCUGGCGAAUCAGAGAGGAACACAAUCCAAUACAACCCAGCAUCCUCCCAAAACGACUGGUCGUCCAGCUAUCAUGCGACCGUCUUUCAGUAAUGGUAUCAACCGCCCAGGACCCCCAAUUCCUAGGCCACCUAUGAGACCUGUUGGAACGAUGAGAACAAGUUCGGGCAGUCCCGCAGCAAGUGCAAUUUCUGCAGUUGGAAGAACAGGGCCAUCAUCUGCUUCACCCGCACCAUCUACACCACAGAUUUCAACAACAAAUGGAGCCAACACACAACCACCGGAACAAAUGCACCACUCUGUACAGAGGCCCCUUCCUGUGCAUGAAACAACUGCAUCCCUUCCAGAUGGUCCCCAGACAAAUGAAGCACAAGCUGGACAGAUUAUCGGGCAGAAGAGGAAGCAACCAGAUACAGUGAACAUGGACGAUAUGCCAGAACUUAAGAAGCUUUCGACAUCAGGGCCGCCAAGUAUUAGCCCGCCAACCGUUAGCCCGAUCUCUACAACUGAAGUACAAGUUUCACAGGUUCCUGAAAUACAGCUAGAGCAACCUGCGAAGACUGAGAACACUGAUGACGUAUUCAAAAAGCUUUCAACCUCAGGUCCGCCUCAAUUAGCAACAUGA
Messenger RNA from Hymenoscyphus albidus, 4242 nucleotides. NCBI's taxonomy places the organism in Eukaryota, Fungi, Ascomycota, Leotiomycetes, Helotiales, Helotiaceae. The record is from the annotation of a GenBank genome assembly.